Messenger RNA from Phasianus colchicus (ring-necked pheasant), 3332 nucleotides. RefSeq names its product disintegrin and metalloproteinase domain-containing protein 21-like. Gene Ontology annotation, biological process: proteolysis; male gonad development. The record is from RefSeq and is a predicted model, not a curated record. Gene Ontology annotation, molecular function: metalloendopeptidase activity. Lineage: Eukaryota; Metazoa; Chordata; Aves; Galliformes; Phasianidae. Gene Ontology annotation, cellular component: external side of plasma membrane; plasma membrane; sperm head plasma membrane.
CACCCUGAGCUUCCCCACGUCCCCUCAGCCCUAAUAGCAGUGCUGUGCAGCUUUGGUUUUGUAUCACUGAGAUGAAAGAACGAGAAGACAGGGUUUUACCCAGCCUAUGAAUUCACGUCUUCUGAAAAGCUUUAACCACUGCCUGCCAUCAGGUGGCAGCAGGACAUCCGCCGUGCUGCGGGUUAACCCCGUUGGGGGAACCGGAUUUUUUUUCUGGUAGCUACAGCUUCCAGGGAAGGGAGGGAUGAAUUAUUCUGUGCUGCUGCAGUAGCACUUGGUGCUUCUUGACAUUUCCCCCCUGUUGAAGUCUAACAGCUGCAUUCUGACAAAAGCAUUCCCUGGGGCAGGAGCAAUGCACUGCCUUACUGCAGGUGAAGCAGUGCAGGCACAUCUGGCAGGGCUGGCAGCUGAUGGGAACCCAGGAAGGGAGAAACUGGUGGACCCUGGUUCAGGCUGGUGGGAGGGGAGCAAGAGAACAAUUCCCAAAUAUUCCAGGAAUAUUUAAAGCAGCCAAACCAGCUGCAAGAGUUCUGUGAAAGUGAGACUGUCUUCUACAUAUAGAAGAGUACAUGACCCAAAGUAUGCCUCUCCCUUUCCAGCAAAAAAACAAUUAAAACAUUUAGUGAUGUGCCCUGCAAAGAUAUCUGUCAGCAUGCACCACAGGCUCUCACCCUGCAGCUGAACCCAUUAGCUACCAAAUCCUCAUUGUUUUCCUGGUAAUCUGCUAUUCCUUUCCACUGAUGAAUGCUUAAUCCCCUUUUAAACAAAUUGCCACAGCAGCACUGGCUCAUCUCACUCUCAGCAAACAGGGUCAGCCCCAGCAGGAUGCAAUAUUUGGGGUGUAUCUAAUGGGGUGCUGCUCCUACCUGUGCCGUUGCCUGUACUCCCCAUGGAAUGUUUGCAUUCAAAUAGGAGCCAGACAAACGGACACUCCCUGGGCCCUUCAUUCCAGUUGACAACCAUGGCUUCAAACUGGACACAACCAGGGCUUGUGCCAAGGUGUGUCCCAAUGGGCAGUGGGGUUCUUAUUGUACUGGGCUUAUCCUUCCUCCUUGUGGGACUCCUGCUGCUGUGUGCAGACUGCAGCCCCCAGCCCACCUGGGGCUAUACAGCCUAUGAGAUAAUAACUCCAAAGAAAGCUGGCUCUAAAGCAGGCAGAGCCAGCCAGGGCAGUAUGUCCUACCUCAUCAGCAUUCAGGGUGUGAAUUACACCAUUCACCUCAGGCAGAAGAAAGACUUUGUAAUAAAAAACCUCCCUAUACUCACUCGUGACUCCGAAGGGCAGGUGAUGAUCGAGCAGCCCCGUGUGCUGGCAGAUUGCUAUUACCACGGCUAUGUGGAAGGAAUCCUGGACUCCACGGUGACUCUGACCACCUGCUCUGGGCUCAGAGGAUUGCUGCAGAUUGGAAACUUGAGCUACAGCAUCGAGCCCCUGGCAGCUUCCUCCACAUUUGAGCACCUUCUGCUGCAGAGGGAGGCGGCGGUUCCUGGGACUGUGAUCUACAAAACACUCCAAGGAGGCAGGCGAUUUCCAGGUCGUGGGACAGCACCCAGGCAGUUCCAGCCCUGGGGACAGACACGGUACUUGGAGCUCAUGGUGGUGGUGGACAAGGAGGGGUUUGACUCCUUUGGCACAAGUAUAACAGAUGUCACACUAGAGGUUAUUGAAAUAAUCAAUCUGGUGGAUGGACUGUUUUCUUCUGUCCGCCUUCGCGUGUUAUUAACAGUACUGGAGAUCUGGACAGAGAAGAACCCUAUCAGUAUCACCAAAAACAUAACUCAGGUCCUUCACAGCUUCAAUCGCUGGCGGAUUCAGCAUAGCCCUGCACACAUCAUGCAUGAUGUGGGGUGUCUGUUUGCCUCGCUGGACUUCAGUCAGAGUACAAGAGCAUUGCACAUGGGUGGUGAAUCAAACUUUGCCAGUGCAUGCGAUAGACAACGCUCCUCUGCUGUUGUAUCAUUUGCAAAACAGACUUACAUUGACACUGCAGUCCAUGUCGCUCACGAGUUAGGAUACAUCCUUGGCAUGGAGCACGAUGAUGAACACUGCAGGUGUGGAAAUGCCUCUAAAUGCAUCAUGAGCCCAAAGAGCACAGUGAGCUAUGGAUUCAGCAACUGCAGCACAAAGUACUAUUUUAAUUUUAUAACAUCAGGGCAAGGAAAAUGUCUGAAUAACAUCCCAUCAUCUAUAGUGAGAUUCAUGCCGCAGCGCUGCGGGAACGGUAUCCUGGAGGACAGGGAGGAGUGUGACUGUGGCUCUGAAGAGCAGUGUAAGUCAGACCCUUGUUGUGACAAUACCUGUCGAAAGAAGGAAGGAGCCAUCUGCACUUCUGGACAGUGCUGCAAGGAUUGCAAGCUUCUUCCAGAAGGAGAAGUGUGUAGGAAGAGCAUCAAUCCAUGCGAUCUGCCCGAGUACUGCAACGGGACAUCUGAGCAUUGCCCAGAGGAUGUGGCCAAGCAGGACGGAACCACGUGUGCUGCAGAUGGAUACUGCUAUUCAGGCAAAUGCAGAUCUCACACAUUACAGUGUCAGGACAUCUUUGGUGAGAAAGCACAACCUGCUCCACUACAAUGUUUCAAGGAGCUGAACACAAAAGGGGAUCGGUUUGGCAACUGCUGGGGAGAUGGCACAGAUACCGAAUUUCAGAAAUGUAAGUUAGAAAAUGUUCUUUGUGGGAGGGUGCAGUGCACUAAUGUUAGACACCUGCCUCAGGCAGAUCACUCAACCAUCAUCCAAACCCCAGUGGGAGAUACCUGGUGCUGGGGCACAGAGCACCACGCGGGUCUGGACACCUCAGAUGCUGGAGUCAUUGAGGAUGGCACACAGUGCGGCAAGAAUAAGAUCUGCAUCAAUCGGACAUGCGUCCCUGAGGAGAAGUACCUGGCGUCCCACUGCUCUGCCAGCACAACCUGCAGAGGAAGAGGCAUUUGCAACACUAAAGGAAACUGUCACUGUGACAAUGGCUGGGCACCUCCCUUCUGCCAGUAUGCUGGCUUUGGAGGAAGCAUCGACAGUGGGCCUACACCAGUCACAAGAAAAGGGCUUUUUAAGUCCAUUGUCAGGAUUACCAUACUGAUUGGCACUGUUCUGAUACUUGCAGCACUUGCCAUUGAAUACAUCAGAAAGCUUAUAGGAACCCGACUGUUGAGCAGACUUGCUGGACAGGGUCAGUCCAGGGAGAGGAGUCCUGAGAAGGAAGAAAAUGAAUCCAAAUCAGCUGAGAGUCAAAACUCCUCUGUAUAGAACUUGAUCAGCAGCAGCUGGGCUCAGUCACUAACUCCUGACACAGCUGCAGUGGACUCAUUUAAAACUGAUUCUAUAUACGUGUGCA